Messenger RNA from Aspergillus brunneoviolaceus CBS 621.78, 1422 nucleotides. Its product is annotated as pre-mRNA-splicing factor ISY1. Gene Ontology annotation, cellular component: Prp19 complex; post-spliceosomal complex; catalytic step 2 spliceosome. Gene Ontology annotation, biological process: generation of catalytic spliceosome for second transesterification step; mRNA 3'-splice site recognition. The transcript has a single exon. The record is from RefSeq and is a predicted model, not a curated record. NCBI's taxonomy places the organism in Eukaryota, Fungi, Ascomycota, Eurotiomycetes, Eurotiales, Aspergillaceae. Bases 335 to 1078 code for a protein of 247 amino acids.
CUCGAGCGCCCACCUCGAACGGGAUCCGCCCGCGUCGCUUUUCAAGAUGGUAAGUUCUCGAUCGAUGAAUUACUUCCUGACUCGCUUUCGUGCGAGACAGACCCAUCCGGCUGCAUAGCCUUCCCCGCCGAAACAAACAAGCUCUUCAUUGCCCACCCAACCCACCUUUACCUUGCUCCAAUUCCCGUCACAAGUUGGGCUCUUGCUGCCUUGGAAGAAAUAGCCACUACAAUGCCCCCAUUUCUGCCCCCUCCCCCUUCACAGCUAUACGAUGGAACUAACCCCACCCCCGUUCUGCAAUAUAUAGGCGCGUAACAGCGAAAAAGCUCAGUCGAUGCUCUUCCGGUUCCGGGCCCAACAGGCCGCGGACCUCGGAAUCAUCGACAUCGGCCGCACCCGGCGGCCCAAGGCCAUCACCUCGGUCGACUCGAUCCCCAUGUGCGAGAAAUGGCGCGGCCAGGUGCUGAAGGAGAUCUCGCGGAAGGUGUCGCGCAUCCAGGAGCCCAGCCUGAGCGACUACCAGAUCCGCGACCUGAACGACGAGAUCAACAAGCUGAUGCGGGAGAAGUGGACGUGGGAGUUGCAGAUCCGCAACCUGGGCGGGCCCAACUACAUGCGGGGGUCCGGCCGCGUGUUCGACGACGACGGCCGCGAGAUCCCCGGCGGCGGCAAAGGGUAUCGGUACUUCGGGCGGGCGAGGGAGCUGCCCGGCGUGAAGGAGAUGUUCGAGGCGGCGGCCCGGCGCGGUCGGCCUGCCGAGGAGGAUGAUGCGGAGACUGCUGGUGGUGGUGGUGGGGUUAAGGGGAGGGGCGGCGAUAUUGCGACGAAGAAGGUCGAUGCCAAUUAUUUCGGGUAUGGGUUGGAUGAGGAGGAUGGCUCGCUGCUGGCGUAUGAGAAGCAGAAGGAGAAGGAGGCCGUGGAGCGUCUGCGCAAGAAGGGUGAUGAUGGGGACGAUGGGUGGGAGCCGUUGCCGGGCGAUGCUGGGGACGGGGUCGAGUGGAGGCUGCCCAGUCUGGAGGAGGUGCAGGAGGAGCUGGUCGACCGACGGAGGAGACGACUGCUGGAUAAGAUCUCCUGAGGGGAUGGGGUGGGGAUAUUUGAUAUCUGUGUGCUCUGGAGUUUGUGGCUUAUAUUCCUGCUCAUUUGUGAUGUCAUCUUGGGGUCUUCUCGGGGUGUUUCUCUUCUACUGUCAUAUUUGUUCCUAUGGCGUUCUGGUCCCUUUUUCCACCCAUAUGUUGUGUUCUCUCGCUGCUUCUCACAUAUUUUUGCUUGACAUUUGUUAUUUUCAUACGCGGUGCUGCCCCACCCGCUGGCAGGUUUACGAUGCAUCCUAAGGGAGGCAAAAGCAUAUUGAUGAUACCAACAUGAUUCGUUCUUUUGUACAACAGGUGGUUGGUUGCGAGCUAUAUUAGCCUAUGUGCG